Messenger RNA from Platichthys flesus (European flounder), 4834 nucleotides. RefSeq names its product peptidylglycine alpha-amidating monooxygenase (gene pam). The transcript is spliced from 27 exons. Gene Ontology annotation, cellular component: extracellular region; membrane. Gene Ontology annotation, biological process: peptide metabolic process. The record is from RefSeq and is a predicted model, not a curated record. Gene Ontology annotation, molecular function: copper ion binding; peptidylglycine monooxygenase activity; protein binding. Lineage: Eukaryota; Metazoa; Chordata; Actinopteri; Pleuronectiformes; Pleuronectidae. The coding region runs from base 280 to 3216 and encodes 978 amino acids.
GCCGGAAGUGUGGAUGUAGCCGUCAGUCUGACACACAGACAGUCAGAGACACACACCCACAGACACACACAGACGGACACACGGACCUGCUGCUGCUGCGGGGAACAGAUCCUGGAACCAUCUUAGCUCCUGGAAGGAAUCGAGCGUGAGCAGCGACCCGACAUGUUAGAGGAGUGAGGUCGAGCAGGGACGUUACCUUCACCUCCCUCACAUCCCUACUCCUCCACCUGAGCAGGGAACUCAGCUCCGGCAGCAGAGCACCCAGUGCUGACCACAGGCAUGAUGGGAGUCCCUGCCCUCUGUGCCGUGCUGCUGACGUUCAUCUGUCACAGCCGCGGCCUGGAAACACAGAACCCCCCCCGGUACUGGUCCAAAAGGUCUCAGGAGAACAUCCUGUCCGAUCCCAGUGACUGUGUGUCCAGGACCAAGCAGCAGCCGGCGAUAACCAACCCUCACAACUUCUCUGUGGACCUGCGGAUGCCUGGUGUGAUCCCGGCCAGGCCGGACACUUACCUGUGCAUGGCGUUUCCUGUGCCAACUAGUCGGGAUGCAUAUAUUGUGGACUUCAUCCCUCAUGCCAGUAUGGACACAGUCCAUCACAUGCUGCUGUUUGGCUGUAAGACUCCCGUCUCCAGCAGCAGCUACUGGGACUGUGGCAGCGUCCAGGGCACGUGUGAGGACGAAGCCUCCAUCAUGUACGCCUGGGCUCGGAACGCACCUCCUACCAAGUUACCCAAAGACGUUGGUUUUAAAGUUGGACGGAGUUCAGGAAUGUCUCACUUUGUGCUGCAGAUCCAUUACGGAGACGUCGCUGCUUUCAGGGACCAUCAUAGAGACUGCUCAGGACUCUCAUUAAGAAUGACAUCCAAGCCGCAGCCGUUCAUCGCAGGGAUCUACCUGCUCAUGGCCGUGGACACCGUCGUCCUGCCUGGAAAGAGAGUUACAAAUGGAGACGUGGCCUGUGACUACUCCUCAUAUCCCAUCUACCCGUUUGCCUUCCGGACCCACACACAUCGCCUCGGUAAAGUGGUCAGCGGCUACAGGAUCCGGAACGGGAAGUGGAGCCUGAUUGGACGACAGUCCCCCCAGUUGCCACAGGCUUUUUAUCGGGCCAACGAGGAGGUGGACGUGAAGUACGGUGACACCGUGGCUGCCAGAUGUGUUUUCACUGGUGAGGGCAGAACCUCCAAAACCUACAUCGGAGGCACCUCUGAUGAUGAGAUGUGCAACUUCUAUAUAAUGUUCUACAUGGAAAGCAAACAUGCGAUCCCCUACAUGAGCUGCAUGGAGACGGGCUCCAAAGAGCUGUUUCAACACAUUCCAGCUGAGGCCAAUGUUCCCAUCGCGGUCGCUCCAGACCACUCAAUGAUGCAUAUGGGGAAAUCAGCAGAUGAUCAAGAGGACAGAUCUGUGAUGGAUGCAAACCAAGCAGGGCAGACUCUGGAUCAGGGUGACCUCUAUUCUCUUAUGUCUCAGCUGCUAGGCCAGAGUAACGACAUAGUUCAAGUUCAUAAGUUCGACCCCCACGAGAUGCAGAGAGCCCAGGCGGAGCUGGUGGCUCAGAUUGAUAGCUUAAUGCAAGAGAAAGGCCUGGGCUCUCCCAGUGCCACACUAGCCUUCCACACCAGGGAGGACCCUGUUCUGGUGAGGGACAGAGUCCACAGGUUCCACCAGCUUGAGGCCACGGCCAAGUCCCCGAGAAGCAAGCUGGUAGCUGGAGGACAAGAUCAUCUGGAGCUUGUGUCGCCAUGGCCUCAAAGUUCUCUGCAGCUCGGUCAGGUGUCGGGACUCGCCCUGGACUCAGAUUCGAAUCUGGUCAUCUUCCACCGAGGGGACCACCACUGGGGGGCAGACUCCUUCAACAGCCAGGCCAGAUACCAGCAGAGGGCCCUGGGUCCCAUCCAGCAGUCCACCAUCUUGGUUGUGGAUCCAGGCAAAGGCAACAUCCUGAAGGCUUCAGGCAGAAACAUGUUCUAUAUGCCUCAUGGAAUAACGACAGACAAAGAGAAUAACUACUGGGUCACUGACGUGGCUCUUCAUCAGGUGUUGAAGGUGAGCGGAGAUGGAGGAGACAGAACGUUGCUGACGAUAGGAGAAGCCUUCAUACCAGGAAGUGACAGCAGCCACUUGUGUCAGCCCACUGACGUCGCUGUGGACACGGUCACAGGAAACAUCUUCGUGUCUGACGGAUACUGCAACUCCAGGAUCCUGAAGUUCUCCGCUGACGGCAAAUACCUGUCUGAGUGGGGCGCAGGUUCGUCCGACAGGAGGAGGCGUGUGGACUUCAGGGUUCCUCACAGCCUGGUGUUCCUCCCUGACCGACGGGAGGUUUGCGUGGCUGACAGAGAGAACGGACGGAUUCAGUGCUUCAUCGCUGAAACAGGAGAGUUCGUGAAAGAGAUAAAGAAGGAGGAGUUCGGGGGGGAAGUGUUUGCCAUCAGCUACAGUCCUGCAGGAGAUGGCUUGAUCUUUGCAGUAAAUGGACAGUCUCCGUAUCGCUCUGCUCCACUCAGAGGUUUUGUCAUAAAUUAUUCAACCAAGGAUAUUCUGGACACGUUCAGCCCUAAGACAGAGGAGUUUAUGAUGCCUCAUGACAUCGUUGAAACACGGGACGGCAGCGUGUUUGUUGGAGACGCAGGCAGCAACUCAGUCUUCAAGUUCACCAGCGAGAAGUUCCACCGCUCUGUGAAGAAGGCUGGCAUCGAGGUCCAGGAGCUGGAAGAAAUGGAGACGUUUGUUCAGACGAAGCUGAGACCUGAACCCAACACGCUGAAGACGGCGCUCGUCAAGGAGAAGCAAACCCUCGCUCAGCAGCCCCAAGUGCACAAAGAGACGGGGGAGGAGGAGGAGGAGAAGAAGAGUGUGGUGAAGACAAAGACAGGAGCGGGGGUUCUCCCCGCCCUCAUCACCACGCUGCUGCUCGUCCCGCUGCUGCUCGUCAUAUCCACCGGAGUCUUCAUCUGCUGGAGGAGAAACCAUCCCGGGGAUGUGAAGGGUGAACCCAGCUCCGUGGGCGGCAUCCUGGGGAGAAUACGAGGUAAAGCGGUCGGCGGUCUGAAUCUGGGGAACUUCUUUGCGUCUCAUAAAGGUUACAGCCGCCAGGGCUUCGACCAGCUGAGCACCGAGGGCAGCGACCAGGAGCGGAACGGAGAGGACAGCAGCGACUCGGAGAACGAGGAGUACUCCGCCCUGCCCCCCCCCGGGACCGCGCCCUAGAGGCUCCGCCCACCUGCUGCUUACCAGAUGUCUGUUAAUCAUCAAGUGUAACUGUUGUGUUAGCUGCCAAUCUUAUUGUUUAUAUAUUUAAAUCUAUAUACUGUAAAUACAGAUACUUUGACAUGAUGGAGAUGAUUUAAUAUAAUUUAUCUGUGAUCUCGAUGAAGUUCACACAAGUCACGUCAAACCUUUUUUUCUUUUCCCCAAAUCAAACACACAGAAGUUAAAUGAUGAGAACACUCAGAUUCAGCCUGAACACUACCGAUGGAAUCAUUUGGUCUUUUAUUCGAGAAGUUAAACGAGAAGUUUAGUUUUUUGGAAACGGUGCAAACUGACCUGAGUUCACCGCUGGCGCCUGUUAGGAAGCCGUAGGGUCUCUGUUUCCAUGUGACACUGACCAGCACCAGCAGCGUCUACCUGUAACUCAGGUUCUUCAGGAUUCUAGUUGGUGGGUCGCUGUUGCACCAUGUUAUUGAGCAACAGCGCCCCCUGCAGCCACAUGUGGUCCACUGAAACAUGAUCCUCUGCUUCCUGAACCUGAAGAGCUGCAGCUGGAACAUAUCGCUGUUCAGAAUCCUUCAUGUGUGAACAGCUUCCAGAGAACAGACGCUCAGGGAGUGAAGGAGGAGACGUUCUCCUGUUCACACUCACACAUCAGACUCACCAAGCUGCUGUUCCAUAGUGCUAUUCCUGCAGGGGGCGCUCACAGUCUGAGGUCGAGCUGCUUUGUGUUGGUCACUGUUGAUUUCUCAGAGUUUGAGUCAGAACUGGACUCAUAUCAGUUUGUGAUCAUUCAAACAGGAUCAGAUCCAGAAAUGAGAGGAGACCCAGGAAUAGAACCUCCACACAUCUCCUCUGUGUAGUGACGCUACACUCAGCCUCAUCUCAGACGCCUUCUUGGUCCAUGGAUUUCAUACGUAACAUUUCAUUUGUCAUUUUUGUGCCUUUUCACAUCCAUAUUUUGCCUUUUUUCAGCACCUGCCAUUACCAACGUGUCGUGGGCUUAAAAGAGAAGAGAGAUUCUGAUACCGAUAUAUCACCAAAAACAUAUAAUUAUGAUAAAGAAAUGUAACUGAGGUUUGAUAUUUUCUGUUUUAUAAAUGCACAUUACAACCAAUGAUAUCGAAUUAGACUUCAACACAGAUACUGACGCAGCGAGUCAGACAAAUCUGGAGCUCUGUUUGAAAAUCAUUCUGUACUUUCAAAGUUCAAACGCUUGAGAUUCAAUUUGAAUUUUUUAAUGAGUCACUGUUAAUUAAUUAUUAAUUUGUAGGUAGAAUGAAAAGAACUUGGAAAAUGGAGGGAAAGAUAUGUUCAGUCACCCCCUGCAGGUCGCCAGAGGAAGUGCACGAAUCACAAAGACAGAUUGUAAAAUGCAGAUUAAUAUUUAGUUCAUCAGAUGAUUCACUUCUUCGUCUUCUCAGGUUUCUUUUCUUCCGCUCUGUCGCUCGUUGCUUCACUUUGAGUGGAUGUUUUUCAGCAGCAUGCCAUAGAAACGCAUUUCUGAUGUCGCAGUCGAACGUGGGCCAUAUGAUAUUUAUUAUUGUAACACACUGGUUUUGCUGCAAGAUACUAUUUUCAGUAACUAUGUUAUUUGUGUAAUAAAGUGUCUGCAAAG